GCCAGAGAGACAAGCAAUGGCUAUGUGAAUGGACGGUGGAUGUAGAGGGAGGAGAAAGGCCGCUGUUACCUAACUAAACCUGGAAAAAAACUGCUGCCAGUCCGGCAGAAGGAUUAGCUUCCUCCGACGUGCUGUAAGGGGACCAAGAAUAACAAGGAUUACAGAAAAUGGCACUCCCGUCAGUGAUGAUAUUGCCCCUGUUGAUUGUUGUGGCGGCAGGGGUGUACUACAUCUACAAUGAGGUCAUGCAUUACAUGGCCAAGUCUCUGGUGCGAAACAAGGUGGUGGUCAUCACUGAUGCUGUGUCCGGUGUGGGAAAUGAGUGUGCUCAUCUCUUCCAUAAGGGCGGAGCAAGGCUCAUCCUGUGUGGGACUAACUGGGAUAAGCUGGAGUCUUUGUAUGACUCUUUAACAAAUGAUGCAGACCCGAGUGAGACAUUUGCCCCCAAACUGAUAAUCCUGGACUUCAGUGACAUGGAAAGCAUGGAGGAUGUGGUGGCAGAAGUGGUGGACUGUUAUGGUUGUGUGGAUGUGUUAAUUUGUAACAGCAGCAUGAAGCUCAAGGCUCCAGUGCAGAGUGUCUCUCUGGAACUGGACAAAAACAUCAUGGACGCCAACUACUUUGGUCCGACCACUUUGACAAAAGGGAUUCUUCCAACGAUGAUUCCGAGGAGAUCAGGGCAAAUUAUUCUGGUCAACAGCAUCCAAGGCAGACUGGCUGUGCCUUUCAGAAGUUCAUAUGCAGCCUCCAAACAUGCAGCCCAGGCCUUCUUCGACUGCCUCCGGGCCGAGGUGGAGGAGUACGGGAUCACCGUGAGCACCAUCAGUCACACUUUCAUCGACGCAGCAGCCCUGCACGCUCCUGAGUCGCCUUCCCCCAAACCAAACAGCUUCGCUGCAUUCAUUGCCGGCCAGCUGACUCAUGGGGUGCGUCCGUCCGUCCUGGCCAAUGAGAUUAUGCGAACAGUGAACAGGAAGAGGAAGGAGGUUGUGCUGGCCCACCCCAUCCCCAGGGUGGCCCUCUACCUCCGAUCCCUCCUACCCUCUUUCCUCUUUGCUGUGCUGGCUGCUGGAGUCAAGGACUCUGUUGUGGCUGAGCAGAUGCAGUAGGAGAGACGCUGAAGAAAAGGACUAAAAAAAAGAUGCGGGCGUAGACUUUAUGACACUGUAUGCAAAAAUUGAAACAAUUUUAGUUGGGUAUGACCAUCAGUUGGAUAGAGGUUAACAUUUAACAUUUAACAUGGUUAAAUAUUUCUCAUGGUAUAGGCUCCAGCGCCCCCCGCAACCCCAAAGGGAAUAAGAGGUAGAAAAUGGAUGGAUGGAAAUAUUUCUCAUUAACCACAAUUAAUUAAUAUAUUAUGAAUUUAUGGCCCUGUUAGUCGGGUAUGAUUAUCGGUUGGAUAAAAGAGACAUGAUGCUUUGGAUUUACACUUUUUAACAAUUAUUCGUAUUAUAAUAUAAUGAUUGUUAUACAUCAAUUAAUCGCAAUUAUUAUAUAGUACCAUUAUUGUCAAGUUAUGGGUAUGUUAUCCCCUCUCCUUUAUUUUAAAGAGAAAAGUUCAUUUUCCAGUUGCCAUUUUAGAGCAGCAACACAUUUUGCCCCAGUCCUUAAUCAAUAUUAAACAUUAUGAUCCCCCAACACAAAACAAAAGACAGAAAUGUAACGGAAAUAAAUAAAUAAAUACUGAUUUUUUUGGUGAUCAAGUUCCUUACUUGUUUGUUUAGUUGUGAUCUGACUGUUUUGAAUGUAUGGGCAGAUAUUUAGGACA
This is a messenger RNA of Nerophis lumbriciformis (worm pipefish), 1768 nucleotides long. It is a transcript of the gene dhrs7cb, whose product is annotated as dehydrogenase/reductase (SDR family) member 7Cb. Gene Ontology annotation, molecular function: oxidoreductase activity, acting on the CH-OH group of donors, NAD or NADP as acceptor. The record is from RefSeq and is a predicted model, not a curated record. Lineage: Eukaryota; Metazoa; Chordata; Actinopteri; Syngnathiformes; Syngnathidae. Gene Ontology annotation, biological process: intracellular calcium ion homeostasis.